This is a messenger RNA of Cylas formicarius (sweet potato weevil), 1608 nucleotides long. RefSeq names its product STAM-binding protein. The transcript has 6 exons. NCBI's taxonomy places the organism in Eukaryota, Metazoa, Arthropoda, Insecta, Coleoptera, Brentidae. Gene Ontology annotation, cellular component: membrane; endosome. Gene Ontology annotation, molecular function: K63-linked deubiquitinase activity; protein binding; metal-dependent deubiquitinase activity. Gene Ontology annotation, biological process: protein K63-linked deubiquitination. The record is from RefSeq and is a predicted model, not a curated record. Bases 267 to 1451 code for a protein of 394 amino acids.
UCGACGCACAGAAUAUCGAGUUAAUUCAAAACCAGCUCCUACUGCAUAUUCUUCUUCUUUUACGUUUCACAACAAGUCCGUCCAGCCAUUGCACAAAGUCCUACUGUCGCUGGACACAACCAACCUCUCAACCUCUGCACAUAACCUCGCGCUAGGCGACUAAAAGCAAACAAUUAUCGUCAAAUGAGUCACCCGAAGGUGUAAUAGUGGGUAGUAGUUAUGUCCCGGCGUUUUUGUCUUACGGACGUGGACACUUAGUUCGCGCGAUGGCGAAAAACAAGGCGUCCGGCAUACUGGAGACCAUCGAGCCUCAGGAACGACUGAGACAACUCAUCAACUACAGUAACAUGGUGCAGGUGGAUCCCCACGUGCCUCCGGCGAGGUACUACCGUUCCGGUCUCGAAAUGGUGCGGAUGGCGAACGUUUAUUACGAGGAGGGCAACUUCGAGAACGCCUACUGCCUCUACCUGAAGUUUAUGACAUUGUUUUUGGAGAAGAUUCGCAAGCACCCGGACUUUAACGGGGUCCCGGCUUCGAUGAAGGCGGCGAACCAGGCGACACUGAGGGAGGUGCUGCCCCGGGCCGAGCAGCUCAAAGAAAAACUGAUGGAGGCCUACAAGCAGGACUAUCAGACGUACUGCAUUCAACUGAAAAAACUACAAGAACGUCAAAAAACCAAAGCGGACGACGUCAAAAAACCGGGGGCGACGCUCCCGGUCGCCCCCGCCGAAUUCAUAACCGCCCAGUUACCGGGUCCCAUCGAUGAUGUCAGCUACCCGGACCCUAACCUGACGUCGCCGUCCGUCGCGACGUUGCCGGCUCUUCCUUCGGCCCCGCCCCUCGACGAUAUCCCCGCCCCCCAGCCGGUAGUCGAUCGUACCAAAAAACCGGCAGAUCUGAAUCCGUCGGAUUACAAGAGCGGCAAGCUGAGGUCGGUGGUGGUGCCGUCUAAAGUGAUGACGCUGUUUCAAGAGAUGGCGCGUGGCAACACCGCGCGAAACGUCGAGACUUGCGGCGUGCUCGCCGGCAAGUUGGAACGCGACGAAUUGAUCAUCACCCACAUGAUUUUGCCUAAACAAAAGGGCACUUCGGAUUCUUGCGCGACCACUAACGAAGAGGAGAUAUUCGACUACCAGGACCAGCACAACCUGAUCACGAUCGGCUGGAUACACACCCACCCGACGCAGACGGCGUUCCUGUCCAGCGUCGACCUUCACACCCACUGCCCCUACCAGCUGCUGAUGCCUGAGGCGGUCGCCAUCGUCUGCGCCCCCAAGUACAGCGAGACCGGUUUUUUCAUACUGACGCCCAACUACGGGCUUCAGUAUGUCGCCAACUGCAGACAGUCCGGGUUCCACCCGCACCCGUCCGACCCGCCCCUGUUCAAGGUGGCCGAACACGUGAGAGUCAGCGGCGCAGCGACGCUGCAAGUCCUCGACCUUCGCAAAUAGGAGCACCCAAACCGCAGGAGGCGGAUGAAAGGGACAUAGUCUACAGUUGCACCAUGGGAUAGAGCUUCAAUAGAGGCGGGACGUCCUCGAAUUUUUGUUUUUACGGCACGUGUGUGUAGCUUUUGUAACGCAAUGAUUAAAAAAAAAAAUGCCGAUC